UUCGUUACCAGUGCUCUAUUUUUGAUCUACAACGAACCUUUUGAAUAAAUGUUUCACAAAAAUGUCCAUUAUUUGUUUCUAAGAUCUGUUAUUUGUGGAUAUAAACCCAAUUUUUUGUUCAUUGGAAUGUCUCUUAUUCUGAACCACUAAAAAGGUUUGUGAACCGCGCAUGAAGUAGAAACACAAUAGAAUGUUCUUCAGGGGCCAGAGACUUUCCUGGAUUUUUUUCUUGUCCCUUCUCACUCGCCAAGAAACAGACGAUUAUUUUGUGUGUAAAAUUUGAGCUGACCUGAAUACUCAGCAGCACCGACACUAUCGUUAGUCUUGACGCAGCGUUGACUGGGGGCGGUUUGGUGUUCAGCGGUAAUCUCGUGCAUCCGCAGAAGCACAAUCAGAUACUAGAUAAGCGAACGAGUGGCAUCUGCUGCGUGCGCAGGUCGAUACAGCAUUUCUUUUUCGAAAAAAAGCGAUCACAACGCAGGUGCAAGAAACCCGCAGGCGUUAUGGGUCUCAACCGCGUGGAGAAAAUUAUCCCGCUGGCUAGAUGGCUCCGAGGGUACAACGCACGAUUUGGGGUGGCAGAUUUCAUCGCGGGAAUCACCGUGGGACUGACCGUCCUGCCACAAGGUUUAGCCUACGCUACACUGGCUGGAUUGGAACCACAGUACGGAUUAUAUUCGGCUUUCGUGGGCUGUUUGGUUUAUGCUUUAAUGGGAGGUUGCCGUGAGGUGACGAUAGGACCGACGGCGCUGCUCGCGUUAAUGACAAGUCGACACACAGGAUACGGAGGGGAUUCUGGACCACAUUUUGCGAUUCUCCUCUGCUUCCUUUCGGGAAUCGUGGAACUACUGAUGGCAGUUUUGAGGCUAGGAGCACUAGUAGACCUAAUUUCGUUGCCGGUAACAGUCGGAUUCACGUCAGCUACAGCACUCAUCAUCGGGGCUUCUCAGCUGAAAGCUCUGCUUGGUAUCAGAGGUGGUUCAGGUUCAGGGUUUAUUCAAACCAUCGCCACGGUAGUAGAAAAAUUUGGCACAAUCCGGAUUUCUGACACUAUAUUGGGCAUUGUCUCCAUUGCAGUCCUUCUUGCUCUCAGAAAACUGAAAGACAUCAAAGCUUCACCAAGUGCUAGUAAAAUUCGUAAAACCAUUUCAUUUGCGUGUUGGCUAAUCGCAACAUCAAGGAACGCUCUACUGGUACUAAUUACCAGUUUGAUUGCCUUUUGCUAUGACACCCAGGACAAACAACCCUUCAUACUAACUGGCACCGUUAAAAGUGGCAUUCCGGCAUUCCGUGUACCAGCUUUCACCACCAAGAUUCCAGCACCGAACGCCACAACCACCGAUCUAAAUUUUACAGCCAUGGUUUCGGAACUGGGUGUAAACAUCGCCCUGGUGCCGGUAAUAGCAGUGCUAGGGAACGUUGCAAUCUCAAAAGCCUUCGGAGGCAGCGGGAUCAAUCCAACCAAGGAACUGGUGGCGCUUUCUCUGAGCAAUAUCUGUGGAUCGUUUUUCAGUUCCAUCCCCGUGACGGGGUCCUUCUCGAGGAGUGCUGUUAAUCACGCUAGCGGAGUGCGAACGCCAAUCGGUGGAAUCUACACCGGUGCGUUGGUACUGUUGGCCUUGGGACUACUCACGCCCUACUUCCGGUACAUUCCGAAAGCCGCGCUCAGUGCUGUCAUCAUUUCGGCGGUUAUUUUCAUGAUUGAAUACGAAGUGAUUCGGCCGCUUUGGCGGUGCAACAAAAGAGAGCUGAUUCCCGGUGCGGUCACAUUUGUGCUAAGCUUGGGUGUUGGGGUGGAACUAGGACUGCUGGCGGGCGUGCUGGCUGAUUUGGCGUUUGUGGUGUAUCGAACAGCUCGUCCAAUGCUGAGCGUCGAGGUCGCCUCAACGUCACUCGAUGUGCGAUACAUCGUGAUCAGACCGAGCCACAGUCUGAUCUACUUUCCUGCGGUUGAGUGGGUACGGAAUGGUAUUUCGAAAGCGAUUCUCAAACAUGGACACAUUCCUGUGGUGUUGGAUUGUCGAAUAGUGCAUGAAUUUGAUUACACAGCUGCCACUGGGCUUGGAGCGUUUCGAAAGGAGCUCGAAACCAAAAAGGUUCCACUGAUAGUGAUGGCACCAUCCAGUGACGUGCGCAGAAUGCUGCGUAAAUCGUUGAAGAGUACGAUGUUGGAAGCAAACGAUGAACGUGACCUAGAAAAAAUACUUCACGAGCUAAGUUGUGACAGCCGGAAGGGCGAUCUCAGUGAAGUCGCAUCGCCACUAUUAUCACCCACUAGCGAACAUGAAUCUAUACCUGUAGAACUUGUGGAGAGGAAUCAAAACCAUACACGGAUUUGAUCCCAUUUCAUUGGAGGAGUUCGGAGACGCCGUGUUCUAGACGCUGAUACCUAUUUAGCGAACUUUUUGAGUACUGGCGAAACGUAUUCUCUCUUGCUAUGGUUCCUUAGAAAAAUUACCUCUUUAUAUUUAUUGUCGAUGUGUGUAUAUUUUAGAAAAAUGAUUAUCAUCAUUAUUUAUAAGCGUA
This is a messenger RNA of Toxorhynchites rutilus septentrionalis, 2526 nucleotides long. RefSeq names its product sodium-independent sulfate anion transporter. The transcript is spliced from 5 exons. The record is from RefSeq and is a predicted model, not a curated record. Gene Ontology annotation, molecular function: sulfate transmembrane transporter activity. NCBI's taxonomy places the organism in Eukaryota, Metazoa, Arthropoda, Insecta, Diptera, Culicidae. Bases 504 to 2339 code for a protein of 611 amino acids. Gene Ontology annotation, biological process: transmembrane transport. Gene Ontology annotation, cellular component: membrane.